Heterostelium album PN500 is the source of this 2052-nucleotide messenger RNA. It is a transcript of the gene spyA, whose product is annotated as O-linked N-acetylglucosamine transferase, SPINDLY family protein. NCBI's taxonomy places the organism in Eukaryota, Evosea, Eumycetozoa, Acytosteliales, Acytosteliaceae. The record is from RefSeq and is a predicted model, not a curated record. Bases 1 to 2052 code for a protein of 683 amino acids. The transcript is spliced from 5 exons. Gene Ontology annotation, molecular function: protein binding.
AUGAAUAAUAAUAUAGUCGAGGAAAAAAUCAAUAAUAUUCUCACAGUGACAACAAAUGCAACCAAUGAAUCAUCGACGAUAAGAGUAAUUUGCUUCAACGGUUCUAGAAUAGUCCGUAUUAUAGCACCCAAACAUAUUGAAGAUGCCUAUAAGUUAAAUGAAUGGAAAUCAUUUAAAACAUCAUUAAAUAAUAAUAACAAUAAUAAUAAUAAUAUUUUAAAUUCAGCUAUUUUACAAUUAUUAUUAAGUGUUGGAUUAUCUAGUGAGCUACCGGAAUGGAUUGAAUUGCCGACGAUUUACUCGCAGUGUUCGAUAUCACCGGAAUCCUAUGUGGUUGAGGUUGCAACGGAUUUGCGUACUCUGGUAAAGCAACAAACCGAUGAAUCCUAUUUAAUCUAUCAUUUGGCGUUGUUGCUAAACGAUCGGUAUGCACCGGCACACUUUCAUCUUGGUGUGGUUAGCUAUGAGCGUGGCGAACGUCUACUGGCGCUCAGCCACUACGCGAAUGCGCUCGACCUUCGACCAAACUACCCGGAGGCGUUGUGCAAUGUCGGUGUCAUACACAAGAACAACGGCGAUCUCGACGGCGCCAUUGAAUUCUACCAGCGUGCUCUCAAGUACAAUGCAAACUACCAGCUCGUCAAGUUCAACAUGUCGGUGGCGCUGUGCGACUUGGGCACACGCUACAAAGUCGCCGGUGACUUGGAGCGUGCCACCGAGUCAGAUGAAGGAAAGAUCGAUGAAGCAAUAGAAGCAUAUGAUAAAUCGAUAUUAUACACACCAAACUCUAUCAAUGCUCCUCACAAUAAAUUAUUAGCAUUAAAUUAUUCAAAUAGAACAUUAUUAUCAAUAUUUAAAUCACAUAAGAGAUGGGGAAAGAAUUAUAUUAAAAAAGAUAAAUUGAUUCAAAAUUAUAAAACAGAAUUAAAAGAAAAAGAUAAAUUAACAAUAGGUUAUAUAUCACCUGAUUUCUUUACACAUUCUGUAUCUUAUUUUAUUGAUGGUAUAUUAAAACAUCAUGAUAGGAAUUUAUUUAAUAUUUAUUGUUAUUCAAAUGUUAUAAAGGAAGAUGAUACUACCAUUAGACUUAAAUCAUAUAAUCAUUGUUGGCGGUCGAUUGUUGGUAAAUCAGAUGUUGUGGUGGCACAGAUGAUAGUCGACGAUUGUGUUGAUAUUCUUGUUGACUUGGCUGGACAUACUUGUUCGAAUCGAUUGGAUGUCGUUGCUUUGAAACCUGCGCCAAUUACAAUAUCGUAUCUAGGCUAUCCUAAUACUACUGGUCUGCCAAAUAUCGAUUACAAAUUCACAGAUAGCUAUACUGACCCGGUUGGUUCAACGGUUCAACAGUACACCGAACAACUCUAUCGACUCGAUAGUUGCUUUCUCACCUAUACACCACCACAACACUGUCUGGCUGCAGAACCAUCGGUACUACCGCCAUCCGAACAAAACGGUUAUAUAACCUAUGGAACGUGCAAUGUCGUCUCAAAGUACAGUGAUCAGGUACUUGAAUGUUGGUCAAAGUUGAUGAGAUCGGUUCCUAAUUGCCGGUUGCUGCUAAAGAGUAAAUCAUUCACUUGUCCUACAACUUGUGCAUCGUUCCUCGAGCGACUCCAACACUUUGGAAUCGAAGUCGCUCGCACCACCCUGCUAGCACUACUUCCAAGCCAAGAGGAUCAUCUAAAGAUUUACAACCAAAUCGAUGUUGCACUCGAUACAUUCCCCUAUGCAGGCACAACAACAACUUGCGAAGCAAUAUGGAUGGGUGUACCUGUGGUAACGCUUGUUGGCAGUUCACAUUCACACAACGUCGGACAAUCGAUACUCUCGAAUAUCGCCUCUGACUUGCCAAUUAAGAAUCUGAUCACAGAGUCACAAGAAGAAUACAUAGAAACAGCAAUCAAAUUGGCAAACGACAGAGAACUACUAAGACUCUAUAGAAGUUCACUCAGACAAACCAUGUUGAAUUCCAAUAUUUGUGAUAACGCUAAAUUUACAAAUAAUCUAGAAAAAGCAUAUAAAGAUAUAUGGAAUAAUAAAUUUAGAAAUUAG